GUAGGUUACAUGAGCAUAAAACCUGCUCCAGGAAGAGAUCAAUAAAUAUAGACAGCUAGGUACAGCAGCAGUUAGCUGGCAUUCAUUUACUCUUUGAAUAGGUAAAACAGUAUUCACAAUCGACUAUUCACGGAACAUAGUAGUUUACUAGCUGUAGUAAAUUGAGUUAUUAUAAAGAACACCACAGAUAUCUGAAAAACACAGACCACAUCAAUUGCAGUAGAUCUACAAAGCCAGUCCCAUGCAGGAAUGUCUGGGUAUACUCUUCAAAGUUGCCCACCUGGGUAUCCCAAUUGCAAGUACAAACUAAACCUAACAAGGGUGCCGGAGGAGGUUUUGAAGAAAAUUGAAGAGUCUGCUGAAGUUCACCUCAAGCAGAAAGAUUAUAAAGAAGCUUUGUGGGAAUAUGAGCACUGUAUAUCGUAUAUUAGGAAUUACUUUCCAGCCUUCAGUGCACGACAUGCAAGAGCAACUAUCAAAUAUGCUACAAUAUUACUGAAAAUAUCAAGCUUUGUGUCAGACCGUCGCAGGGUACUGCACUGUCUAUAUAUGGCAAAAGAGUCUUGUGACGAUUGCAUUCAGUUGGGUGUAACUGACCACCUGGCCCAAGCCUACAAUUGCAAGGCAGAUUGCAUUGCGGAGGCCUUCGAGUUACAGAAAACCUUGUCUCGCAUAGACAACGAUGAUCUUCGUGAAGCCUACGACUGUUACAAAAAAAGCUUUGAAAUAGAAAAGACUGUUUCAACACUUUUCAAAAUAAUUAUAACGUGCAUCAAUUCUAAGUCUGAUGUAACAGAACUGAUGAAAUACCAACAAUUUCUAACAUCGGGUCACAAAGUGUUUCACCAAUUUGCCAAAACAAUAGCUACAUCAAAACAAGUAAAAAAUCGCCACAUGGAAUUUUUCUUUGUCAAAGAAAGAUUUUGCCUCAUAGUAACUGAAUUAAGUACUGAUUUGAGUGGAGAGGUUCUUGGCCGUAUACUGGAAACUUGCUGGAAGUUUAAAUUUCAACAAGCAGUACACAUGAUUUGGGAACAUGCGAAUGAUAAGACAAAAAUGGGUGUGGUUGAGCAUCUUGCAAAAAAUAAGAAAGAGCUAUCACCUAUUUUAUCAGCACUUGCAAUGACCAAAGAGCUUCUUGAACAACCAUGCAUUACACCACAUAUUCGAACAAGCUACUUGCUGGAUAGGAUUGAGGUCAAAGACAUUGGACCAUCGAUGGUUGCUAUACAAUCCGGACCAAUUAAAGAUCAAGAAAAAAACGUUUCAAAAUUGAUGGAUUGUAUUCUAACUUCUAAAGCUGACUGUGAUCUUAGAAAACAUUUGAAAUGUGGAAAAGUCACAGAUAUUAUACAGGUAUCCACACCACUAACCUGUCUAGUGGAGAAACUAAGCCUCAAAUGUUGUCAACGAAAGACCGACAAGAAUAAGGCUGUUAAAGCUUUAACAGAACUAAUUAAAGUUGGGGCUAACGUGGAAGGCCUCAAUAGAUAUUCCCAGGGAAACAAAACAUCACCAUUAAUAGUAGCCACACAUUUGGCUCUUAAAACUGGGAAUACAGAGAUAUUACACGCAGUUGUGGAGAGAAAAUCGUCUUCAUGGGUAACUGAAGAUGUGAAUGGUUUAACGCCACUCCAAAUUGCAGAGCAAUCUAGCUACGAAUGUAAGGAUGAUGUAAUCAAACUACUUAGAGCAGCAGGAUUUGAGACUCAAGAAGUACAUCCCUCUCCUAAGCCUGAGGCUUAUUGUACAGAUGAUGACCAUACAAAUAGUGUAGCACAGAGCACAAGUGAGCAACCCACAACAAUAUCAACAUCAAUAAGCCACGAAGCCAGUCAUAAUGUGCAGCUAACCAAACAAGGAAAUGAUAGUAAGCCAAAACGAAAGAAGAAGCCCCCCAAAGUUAUGGUAAACAUGACCAAAGAAGCUAGUGAUGAGCCAGAAACUAAACAGGUUUCAAAAAAAAAAGAGUGUUUCUCCAUACUUGAUUUACAAUUGAAGGUACGUCAUUUUUUAUCAAGCGAAAAUAGUAACUGUGCACUGGAAGAAUCGCAGAGAGUUCCUCAAGAAAUAGAACAAACAAGAUUAUCAACACAAAAGGUUUUCCCACAAGCAGAAACUGAAGGGGAUCAUAACAUACCUGGAGAUGAGCCUCAAGAAACUGAGGAUGAUACAUUUAAUUUUGAAAAUGAGCUAUGGGCAAUAGAAAUCCGAGAAAAUGUUGAUAAAUUUAUGCGAGAUAAAGCACAACCACACAAGAUUCGCCAACAACUUAUUAAAAAGCUACGCAAGCUAGCCAGUGGGGAUUGGAAUGAGAAAGUUCAUAAACCUAUAGUGAGUGAAAACGACAUAAAAAUAUUUGAAGCUAAGCUGACAAAAGCUGCUCGGAUUAUGUAUCAAAUUGACGUUAGGUUUUCUGAACGAUUAACAAAUAGAAUUCUCAAAAUUUCUUCAAGGGAGCCGAUACAUAUAUAUAUACAAACUAUCAUUGUGUGGGAUGUAGUUCUAAAGCAUGAGCAAAUUAAUCACACUGCUGAACGGAUAAAACAGGCCAUUAAAAAACUGACAGUCCCCACAGACCUAUUUCCAUUUCAGACAAAAGGCCUAGGGCAAGGCAUUGUAUAUCCCCAAAUGUAUGUCACUCCAGAACUUGAUGCAACUACUGAAAACAAAGUGAUUGAGCAAUUAGGACCAAACUUUGAGUCCAAAAGUAAAAUACAAGAAUACGAUGUCGGUGCAAAAAUGUAUUCUGUGACAAACGACCUCAUUCUUAGUUUUCUAGAUCAAGAGAAUGACAGAAAAGACUAUCCUAUUAAAGCAACAGAUGAGGAACAUGACAUCAUCAUGUUGCCUACCAAAGAACCAGUUAUUGUUCUCGGAAGAAGUGGGACGGGCAAGACAACAACAUGCCUAAACCGACUCUGGUUACACUUCAGAAACUACUGGAAAGAACCCGACAGGCUUAAUCAGCCCCUCAUUGUUAAAAAACAAUGCAAUAACGACCCGGUUUCCACACAAACCCCUACCACUACCACUUCCUGUGAUAGACUUUCUCAAGAAUUAGGAGCUUCUAUUUCUGUAGCUGAAGAAUCGGAUGGUGAUUUACUAUUUAGUGGAGAGUUGCCAUCUGAAAACACAGAGGAUGAGUUUGAACAUCUGCAUCAGAUGUUUAUAACUAAAAAUCCUGCCCUUUGUAUGAAAAUGAAGAAACGAUUUUAUGAUUUUGUAGCAGGAUACGAUUUCACAAAACUUCAUUUAGCAUAUGAAAAUGAAGCCUUGCCUGAAACUUUUUCCGAUAUUGAACACUUUCCAGUAUUCUUGACGUCCCGGCAGUUCUUUACUAUGCUUGACAGAUCCAUUGGUGAUGGAGAAAAUUAUCUAAAACCAGGUGUGGAGAGGAUAGAAAGUCUAGCCAAUCAAGCGGAUACGCACUCAUUGAAUCUCUUAUUUGAUGUUUCUGAUGAUGAUGAUACCGAUAAUGAAGAAGACGAUUCAAAUGAGCCUAGACAAAAACGAAAAAUCCAUGUUCGAAGAGAAGUAACAGCACAUGAAUUUAGUGGAGAUAUUUGGCCAAAAAUUGAAAAAAACUGGUCAGAAUCGAAGGUAGAUCCCAUUUUGAUUUGGACAGAAAUUCAGUCCUUUAUCGAAGGAUCGACACAAGCAUUAGAAACUGAGAAAGGCUUCCUGUCAGAGGAGGACUACAUCAAACUUGGUACCAAACAAGCAUCAAAUUUCCCGUUUAAAAGAGAAGAGGUAUACAAAUUAUUCCUGGAAUACAAACAAGAGAUAAAGCAUAGAAAUAUGUCACACCAAUUUGAUAACAGUGAGUUCGUUUGGCAGCUGAAUAAGCGUCUAGAGGCUAAAGGUCUUGACAUUAUCCCAUGGUCAAUACAUGAGCUUUACAUCGAUGAAGCACAAGAUUUUACUCAAGCAGAACUAUCUGUCAUUCUCAAAUGCUGCCGAGAUCCCAACAGAUCUUUUCUUGCUGGUGAUACAGCUCAAACGAUUAUAAAGGGGAUCUCAUUCAGAUUUGAAGAUCUCAAAUCAUUAUUCCAUGGCCUAAAAUUACCUGGUGUAAAAUGCAAAGCACCUAGUAUUAGAAAACUAAUAACAAAUCAUCGUUCUCACUCUGGAAUAACUAACCUAGCAAUUAGCCUAACUGAUCUCUUGAAGGAGAAUUUCCGAUAUUCUUUUGACUGGAAUAACAUUCCAAAUGAUCACUCCAAUAUCAGAGGUCCUAAACCACUUUUUAUCUGUUCAAAAUUUAAACUAGAAAACUUUUUGAUACACGGUCAGAAAGCAGGUGAUGUCUCUUCUAUUGAGUUUGGAGCUGACCAAGUAGUAAUUGCAAGAGACUCAAGUGAAGAAGGAAAAAAGACAAUGCCCGAAUAUCUUCAACAUGAGAUUGUUUUGAAUCCUCAAGAGUGCAAAGGACUCGAGUUUAAUGAUGUUCUUCUGUACAAUUUUUUCACGGAUACAGCUUCACAAAAUCAAGACCUGUGGAGAAUUCCAGCCAGCUAUUUUGUUGCACAUCCUGAAGUAGCUUCAAGAGAUGAAUUCGAAACUGAUGUGCAUCCUAUUCAAUUUGAUGAAACCUGCCACAAAUCAUUCUGUGCAGAGCUGAAGAUGCUUUACACGAUAGUAACAAGAGCUAAACGUUAUAUUUGGAUAUAUGAAGACUCGCUACUCGACAAAGUGCCAAUGUUUGAAUAUUGGUACAAGAGAGAUCUUAUUGAAAUAGCCACCACAGAAUCGACCAGACCAGACGAGCAUCAGACACACCUUUCCCUUGAAUCAUCUUCAGCUGAGGUUUGGAAGAAGCAAGGAGAUAUCUACACUGAGAAAAAGCUAUGGCAGCAAGCUAGAAAGUGCUACCAAAAAGCUGGAGAGGAGUCGUUAGAGAACAUUGCUCAUGCUCAUGCAUUAGAAGAGAGAGCCCUAAGAGCUCAGAAAACUGACACAUCACAAUUUAGAGAAGCAGCAGCCAUGCUUAUUGACUGCUGUGGACUCGUUCCAAGAAAAGACCUUAUACAAAAUGCUGCUAUUUGUCUUUACCGGGCAAAAAUGUACACUGAGUCUAUAAAGCUCUUUGAAAGAAUCCAAGAGUACACGCUUGCUCUACGAAUAUGUAAAGAGCACAAUAGCAAAGAUAUGGUCACAUUGGUGAGGCUGUACGAGAAGAGGGGUAGAUACAAAUCAUCAAUUAAAUUAUAUUUGGGGCGAGCGAAGUAUGAGGAGGCAUUAAAGCAAGCUCAUAUGUGCAUUGAAAAAGGACUCCUUGAGAAAAGUGUGUGCUAUAAAAUGCUGAAAGAAGUUGCCUACAAGCAAAUCAAGAAAGUUUUACAGUCAGAUGAUCCUAGUCGAGAAAAUCUAAUAAAGUUUGUUGAUUUUAUACCACAUGUUUCUGAACAAGUACAUUUUCUCAAACAAGCAAAACUUUACAAAAAGGCUUGCGAACUAUUGCAAAAACAUGAGAUGUAUCGAAGUGCAUACAGAAUUUGCAAAGCACAACACCUAUAUUCUGAGGGAAUUAACAUUGCAAAUGGCCUUGGUACUGACCAUGACUCUCAUAAGCAUUUAUUCAUACUGACCCAAGCAGAAUAUAUGUUAGCAAAUAAAAAGACAGAUUUAAGGGGACAAGUGAAAGAAGACUUAGAACAUUUUUUGGGGGCCCAUCGUCCAUCAACAUAUCAUAAAGCAAGAGCUUUUUUGCUAUUGUCAGCAAUACUUGAAAGUGAUGGUGAUGAUGAGCCAAACUGCUUAAAACACUGCAAUGAAACCCAUACCAUGUACAAGACCGUUGAAAAAAGCAAAGCCGGAGAAAUAGAAGCAUUCUACAUAUUGAACAAAGUACGAAAACACACCGUUGACCACGGAAAAGUGAUUGUAGCAACUAUUGAAGCAACUGAGCAAAUAUGCGCCCUCUUAGAGAAACCUGCAGCAGUGUUUACAACAGAAAUCAAUGACAUUGAACAUUUUUAUCGUCUAGAAAAGGAUGGAAAUGAGCUGUAUUGUGUAUCCAGAGAAAGUAGUUGUUUUUUAAAUUUUGACGGAACGGAAAUGGAUUCUGAUGGCAUGCUUCGAUUAAAUAAAAAAACAGUGCUAAAGCAAGUUCAACAGCAUUAUAAAGAAUACAUAGCAAAAUGGAAACAGUCUAUCCAAAAAGUUAAAAAUCCUUGGGAAACUAAAGUUAAACGUUCUUUCCCUUUUCAUUCUGAGUUGCUAGAGCCACCUUUCUAUCUACAAAAGGCUCACCAAAUGUUUCCACCUGGUCAAAUAAAGGAAUAUCUAAACAUGACUGACCUGGCUAUUCAACUUGGCCGAUCAAAUCCUUCUGUUUUUAAUCCAAAUGACAUUAUUGCACAGUUACAUAGGCUUUUAUCUCCAUUUUCUCAGAUUAGCCUUCUGUUUAAACAGGAAAACUACGUACACAUUGCUGAAUUGAGUUAUAUCAAGGUAGCAUUGAUGGACAGAGUUAGUAAAGAAAUUACAGCUAUGGCCACUGACAUGCAAACACCCAAUAUAGACAACUGGCUACAAUUGUGGAAAAUUAUUCAUGUAGUGGACAGAAAGAGAAUAAAUCAAUUAAAUUAUUCCAUUAAAAAGCAGGAAAAGAUGGUUAAUACAGUUUGGUCUGAGUUUGGAUACGAUCCUUCAAGAAACUCUCCUUUCACAUACACACACAGGAGAAGAGAGGAUACAUACCAAAGCAUUUUUGACUUGUGGGAUCAUUCAUGUAAGCUUUACAGAGGCAAAAGCAAAGCACUGGUUGCCACAAGAAUAUCCUUCACACGCUUUAUACAAGUCAUAGCCAGACGAAGAAGUUUGAACAAAACUUUUUCUUUAGAGAACCUUAUACACAUCACAACAAUUCAAUCUACAGCUCUACUUGCAAUGAUAUCAGCAUCAUUUUUCAAGUUCUCACAACCGAGAGUAAUCGUAGUACCUGAGAGCUUUGAGCUGAUGAUAAACAAUUUCGACUUAAUCAAUAGCAGCAGUACCAACACAGGAUUGCUUGAUGCAUGCUUGAACACAUCUAACCAAUUACCCGUACACACCGUAUUACGAAAAGCAAGUGAGCUUCUUAUUGGUGUCAUCGAUCUAUUAACUGGUACUUACAAUUAUAGAUACUUCCCACUAAAUGAAGCUGUUUAUAAAGGAACAGAUACUGAAGCUAUACACUGCUUGGUACUAACAUUAACAAUAUUUGGUAACCUAUUGCUAAACGGCCUGCUCUCAUCCGAAAAGGGUCAGUCAAUCUUUCAAAUUAUCAUUAAAGUACUUAAAACUUCUAAGAAUGGAACAGUAAGCCAACAAGCAUACUUAUCUUUGGUUUCAUGUACCAAUACAAAGGAUUUGUUUCAAAAGGUAGUACACCCAUUGCUGAGGGGUAUUGACCUGAACCUAAUGCUACUACAAACUGUAUCGAUUAUUGGAAAGCAACAAAUAAGAAUAAAGUCAUCCCUACCAUCACAAAUCCCAACGGUAGAAUUUAAAUGGAAAACACGUACACAAUCAGAUUCUGCACGAAGUGAAAGCAAACAGACUAGCCAAGAAGCAGGCACAUUACCAGAGUCUAUCCAUAACACUGAAAAUGAGGAAACCUAUCAACAACAUCAAGACCAAUCCAACGGAGAGGAUAGGGCGGUAGUAGACAGGACUAUUAGUUUAGAGCAAGAUGACUCUGAAGAUGAAGAUGUUCAAGAAGAACUAUCUGCUGCGGCACAAAUGGAGUACAAGCCAGAGCCAAAACUAAGCGAAGAGCUACAAAAAGAAAUAAGCCAAUGUAAACAUGGUAAUCGUUGCAUCAUAUGCGAUGAGCCUGUUGAAGACGAUAGAAAACAUUUUGAAGAAGCCAAGCACAAAUGCCAGAAAACAGAGUAUGACAAAUACACAAACGCUCUAAUCACAUAUAAUUUGACACAAAAGCACUUAGUCGAAGUUAUUGACAAAUGCCGAAACAGUAACUAUGAGCUCGAGAGGAUGACACUCAACGCUGAAGAGCUAAUCAGAUCAAACAAGGAGGAGAUAUCUCAAGUAGGCCAGGACUGUAGUUGGAAACAAAGAACAGAAAAAGUUAGCGAGCUACGAAAUGAAACACAAAAAGUUAUCGCAGACCUUGAUAAAAAGCAAUUUGAACAGCAGAAAGUAAACGAUGAAUUAUCUGAUGAAGACAGAAGCGAGGAAGAUGAGAAAAUCACAGAAGUACUUUCGAAAGUAAAGCUUACGUCAAAAAGAAGAACAAAAAGUCGAAAAAAUUAAUUAUUUGUAAUUAUAAUUAUGGUACCAAUGCACGCAGCUAGAUACAGUCAUAAGCUCAAAAGAGAUAACUAUACAGACGUAAUACCCAAUAGAUACACCUCAGUUUAUUUUUCCCCAAACCGGGCAUCAACUAGUUGCACAUAGCAUGCAGGACAAAUGUACUGACUCACCAUAUCCACUGAUAAUUUGAUUAUUCCUUCAUAGUUAGAGUAGGACCAUAGCUCAAGAAGAGUUUGUUUUGUGUUUUCGUUAACCUGUAAUUAUUAAUUAAAUUAGUUCUUUAUAUUCGAUUGAGUUUUAUUAUACCUCUGUUAGCAUAACUUGUUCAUCAUUGAU
Molecule: messenger RNA, 8598 nt
Organism: Halichondria panicea
Lineage: Eukaryota; Metazoa; Porifera; Demospongiae; Suberitida; Halichondriidae
Exons: 8
Coding region: 250-8262 (2670 amino acids)
Molecular function (GO): protein binding
Source: RefSeq, a predicted model, not a curated record